AUGCCCGUGAGGGUGUGUUAUGCUGCCUCGCCCCCCGUUGCAGUGCUGGUGGUCCGAAGUCCUUGCUGGGUGGAUCUGCUGACUUGGUCCUCGUCUCUGUCCGUCUCCCGUGCGGCGUCGUCUAGGGGCCAAGCGGGGAUCGAUCGCAUCACCGCAGAGUGUUCACACCACCCCUGGCACCCUGGCGCCCUGGGUCACCCUGACUACCACGGAUAUUUUAUUGGCCGAAUGGACACCCAGGGCGAUCUGCCGCUCGAAAUAGCCGACCCCUCAACCUCAAACAAGGAAUGCCACUGGAAGAAUUGGUCGACACGGCGUGCUGCGCUCGCGGCACCCCCGACUGUCCGUUUCUUAACGCGCUGUCGUACUGCCGGCGGCAUGUGGGCUUCUGGAAGAAUUCCCAUUUGCGUGGUUUGUUUGACGAUGCCGCCCCCCAUGGCCCAAGUCUGUGUAAUUGCCAGGACUGUAUCGGGCGUUGAGACACUGUUGCCAAGCCACGCCUCGGCUUCAUCGCUCGACAGACGCGGGACGUUGGCGGCAAAGCAGCCGUCUGUCUCGCUGCUGUUGUCCUCCGGGCUGUGGACGGGACCAGAGCUGCGUAUCAGCCAAAUAACAAGGCAGACUGCCAGGAUGGCCUUGUGGCCACUUCAGCGGCCCGACAUGGCAAUAUGA
Molecule: messenger RNA, 672 nt
Organism: Gaeumannomyces tritici R3-111a-1
Lineage: Eukaryota; Fungi; Ascomycota; Sordariomycetes; Magnaporthales; Magnaporthaceae
Exons: 1
Coding region: 1-672 (223 amino acids)
Source: RefSeq, a predicted model, not a curated record